AUGGGCUUAUGCUUCAACUAUUCCUCAAACGCCAACCUUUUUUUCCGUUUGUUUACGCCAGAACUUCUCUGGACGUCGCCAGAACUGCUUCGUGAUCCAGAAACCAUCAACAAGGGAACGCAAAAGGGAGACGUAUUUUCGUUUGCCAUCAUAAUGGCCCAACUGAUUGGCCGAGGGCCGCCAUACAAUAUGCCCGAUAUGACAGCACAACAGAUAAUUGGCAAGGUUCGAAAGCCACCACCGCUUUGCCGACCAAAGAUCAGCAUUUCAGACGUCCCGCCAGCCUAUAUGCAACUGAUCAAGCGUGCCUGGUCCGAACAACCCGAGGUGCGGCCCAGUUUUGAUGAAUUGAAUCAACAAAUCAAGGCGGCAAAUCGGGGCAAGGACAGAUUGGAGCUUUACCUAGUCUCAUUCUACGGCUCUGUUCGACUUUAG
Molecule: messenger RNA, 435 nt
Organism: Protopolystoma xenopodis
Lineage: Eukaryota; Metazoa; Platyhelminthes; Monogenea; Polystomatidea; Polystomatidae
Source: the annotation of a GenBank genome assembly